GAAGUAAGGUAGAUCGAAGUAAGUUGAUCGAUGUACUUCUGUCUUGAUAAUUCACGUCAAAAGUCGUAAAAAAUCAUCGCACGAAAAGAUUCACGAGAUAAUUCCAUUUUUCGCUGAGACAAAAUUUUCAAGUCAAUGUUAAUAAAAAAUGAACGAUCCAAUAACGUCUACCAAGUUUUACGGCAAUUCUCUAAUUAAUGUUUAUAAUGGUAUUGAAAAGAAAAUUGAAAAAGCAAAACAUAGAAGACCUGUUGAAUACGAAGACAGACAUAGAACAAUUUUUGAACCACUUCCUUACAAGAAAGAAUUUUGGAAACAAUCUGAUGCACUUGCUGAUGCAGCUGAAUAUUCACAAGGACCAGAUAUUCUUUGUUGCUUUGUCUUUCAAGAUGAGAAUGAGAGAAGACGUUUCAUUGUUACAUAUCCCGAAGAUUUUUGGAAUGAUCUUGAACAUUGCCCCCCAGAGAGAAGAGUUUUUUAUGAGGUGAUCCCAGAAAAUUCUCCAUGUUUUCUCUAUUAUGAUCUCGAAUUUAACACUGAAAUGAACAAAGAUAAUAAUGGAAUUAGGAUGACUCAAACAGUUAUAGACUUGACGUGUGAAUAUAUAAAAAAGUAUUGGAAAUAUCCUUGUAGUAGGAAUGAAGUAAUCAACUUAGAUUCUUCAAGAGUCGGAAAAUUUAGUAAGCAUUUAAUUUUCCAUACUAAAGAAGUAGCGUUUGAAAAUAAUUUUCAAGUAGGCUACUUAGUAAAAUCCAUUUGCACAGAUAUAAUAAAUUUUGUAUCUUGUGAAAGUACAGAACAUGAUAUUCUGAGUAAAUUUGACAAAUCCAAUUUAACAGAAUUAUUUGUUGAAACAAAUAAGGGAAAGAAAUUAUUUAUAGAUAUUAACGUCUAUACAAAAAAUAGACAUUUUAGAAUCUACAAGGCAACAAAAUGGGGAAAAAAUUCUCACUUACUUCAUGCUUCUGAUUGCGAAUAUGUUUGGAAUAAUACAGUCAAAAAUAAAGAUAUGAACAUAUUUAUCAAUUCCUUAAUUUCAUAUUUACCAAAGAAAAAGAAGUUAAUGUUAUUAACAUUUGAUGAGAAUAAAAAAGCACAAAUCCAGUCUUAUUCCCAAAAUGCAGAAGCAAGAUUAAAGCAGUCCUUCAUGUGUAAAGAAUAUCCAAAAUCACCGUACCCAGCUCUGAAUAAAUAUAUUGCUGAAUUUGUUCAACCAGGGAAAAUUCGAGAUACAAAAUAUAUGGAAACAAGACAGCUGAUAAUUUUUGAAAUUAUAGGAAAUAGAUAUUGUGACAACAUUGGUAGAUGGCAUAAAAGUAACAAUAUAUAUUAUAUUGUUGACCUUAUCAAUAAAAUUAUGUAUCAAAAAUGCCAUGAUGAAGACUGCCGUGGAUUUGUUUCUACUCCUAAAGCUUUACCAGUUGAGGUAACAUUUCAUUUUUCAGAUACAGCAGAUUCCGUUUUAUCAACUAUAAAUUGUUAGGGAAGAUUAAUUUUUCCUCAAAAAUU
Messenger RNA from Phymastichus coffea, 1509 nucleotides. RefSeq names its product DNA-directed primase/polymerase protein-like. Gene Ontology annotation, biological process: replication fork processing; mitochondrial DNA replication; error-prone translesion synthesis. Lineage: Eukaryota; Metazoa; Arthropoda; Insecta; Hymenoptera; Eulophidae. The record is from RefSeq and is a predicted model, not a curated record. Gene Ontology annotation, molecular function: DNA-directed DNA polymerase activity; chromatin binding. The coding region runs from base 149 to 1483 and encodes 444 amino acids. The transcript has 4 exons. Gene Ontology annotation, cellular component: nucleus; mitochondrial matrix.